Hipposideros armiger (great roundleaf bat) is the source of this 3988-nucleotide messenger RNA. RefSeq names its product multiple C2 and transmembrane domain containing 2 (gene MCTP2). Gene Ontology annotation, biological process: regulation of neurotransmitter secretion. Bases 162 to 2747 code for a protein of 861 amino acids. Lineage: Eukaryota; Metazoa; Chordata; Mammalia; Chiroptera; Hipposideridae. Gene Ontology annotation, cellular component: synaptic vesicle membrane. The record is from RefSeq and is a predicted model, not a curated record. Gene Ontology annotation, molecular function: calcium ion binding. The transcript has 23 exons.
GCUCCCUGAGCGGGGGAUUGCCAGGGCAGGUCCUGCGCGCUUGAGGUUCGUGCGUCAGCCCCUUCUGCAGCCCCCGGGACUCAGCCUCGGACAGGAGCCCCUGACGUUUUCAGUUGAGACGCACUCUUGUGCAGAGUGGCCCCCGGGGUCUUAAUGUGGCCAUGGAUCUUGAUAAACCCUCUGUGUGGGGCUCAUUCAAACAGAGGACCCGGCCUUUGUUACUCAACCUGAGCAAGAAGAAGGGGAAAAAGAACCCAAACAAAGCCCUAGACGUAAGGGACAGGCACCGCCUGGACCGUCGCCUCAGCCUGUCCGUCCCUGACCUCCUGGAGGCCAAGGCCUUGGCCUCGGAGGGCCGGCCUUACUCUGGGCCCCAGUCAUCCUACAUCUCCGUGCCCAGCAGCCUGUCCACCGCCGGGAUCUUUCCCAAGAGCAGUAGCAGCUCCUUGAAACAGUCUGAAGAAGAACUGAACUGGAGCCAGGAGGAAGCAGGCCACCUCCAUGUGCUGGAAACAGACUCCGAGGAGACUUUCGCCUCCCCCGCCGAGGACCGGAGGGCCUCUAGCAAUGGCGUGUUUGAUCUGCUCCCAAAGCCGCCCCUCGGGGAGGAGGUGCUGGAAGAGCCAGAGAAGCUGUGUGGAAGUGGGGACCUGAACUCUUCUAUGACAUCCCAACAUUUUGAAGACCAAUCUACUCUCGGGGAAGCCGCUGAUGGCUUGGGCAACCUCCCCAGCCCUUUCGCCUACCUGCUCACCAUCCACCUGAAGGAAGGCCGGAACCUGGUCAUCCGAGAUCGCUGUGGCACCAGCGAUCCCUACGUGAAAUUUAAGCUGAACGGGAAGACCCUGUACAAAAGUAAAGUCAUAUAUAAGAACUUGAACCCAGUUUGGGAUGAAAUCGUUGUAUUGCCAAUCCAAAGCCUUGAUCAAAAGCUACGUGUAAAGGUAUAUGACCGAGACCUAACUACAUCCGAUUUCAUGGGCUCUGCAUUUGUCAUUCUCAGUGAUCUUGAACUUAACAGAAUGACCGAACACGUUUUAAAAUUGGAAGACCCGAACAGUUUAGAAGAUGACAUGGGAGUGAUUGUGUUAAAUUUGAACCUCGUUAUAAAGCAGGGUGAUUUCAAGAGACAUCGUUGGUCAAAUCGGAAGCGGUUAAGUGCCAGCAAGUCCUCUUUGAUACGCAACCUGCGGCUCUCAGACUCCUUGAGAAAGAACCAACUCUGGAACGGGAUUAUAAGUAUAACACUAUUGGAAGGGAAGAAAGUCUCAGGAGGCAACAUGACAGAGAUGUUUGUCCAGUUCAAACUGGGAGAACAGAGGUAUAAAAGUAAGGGUCACGGAGACCCCUCAGACACUUCUCCGACAUCUGUCACCGCUGUGACAUGCCAGCGCCUGGCCAACACCCCUUGGUGCAAAGUGGACAUCGCGGCCCUCCCACUCCGGCAAGUCAACUUCUUGGAGCUGCCGCUGGACAGCUGCCCAGGGUCUCUCCUAACGCUGGUCACACUAACUCCCUGUGCAGGGGUCUCCAUCUCGGACCUGUGUGUGUGCCCCUUGGCAGACUCCAGCGAGAGAAAGCAGGUUGUUCAACGAUAUUGCUUACAGAACUCCCUGAAAGACAUGAAGGACAUCGGCCUGUUACAAGUGAAGGUUUUAAAGGCAGUAGAUCUCUUAGCAGCAGAUUUCUCAGGGAAGAGCGACCCUUUUUGCUUGUUGGAGUUAGGCAAUGACCGGCUUCAGACACAUACCAUUUACAAAACCCUCAACCCUGAGUGGAACAAAGUUUUUACAUUUCCCGUUAAAGAUAUCCAUGAUGUUUUGGAAGUGACAGUGUUUGAUGAAGACGGAGAUAAGCCCCCCGAUUUUCUUGGAAAAGUUGCCAUUCCCUUGCUGUCCAUUCGAGAUGGACAAACAAAUUGUUACGUCUUGAAGAAUAAAGAUUUAGAACAAGCUUUUAAAGGAGUUAUUUACUUGGAGAUGGACCUCAUAUAUAAUCCCGUCAAAGCAAGUAUUCGGGCCUUCACUCCCAGAGAAAAGCGCUUCGUUGAAGACAGCCGCAAGCUGUCCAAAAAGAUCUUAUCAAGAGAUGUAGACCGUGUGAAAAGAAUCACCAUGGCGAUAUGGAAUACAAUACAGUUCCUUAAAAGCUGUUUCCAGUGGGAGUCCACGUUGAGAAGUACAGUAGCAUUUGUGGUGUUUUUGGUCACGGUCUGGAAUUUUGAACUGUACAUGAUCCCCCUGGCGUUGCUGCUGCUCUUUGUGUACAAUUUCAUCAGACCCACGAAAGGGAAGGCCGGCAGCAUCCAAGACAGCCAGGACAGCACAGACAUUGAUGAAGAGGAGGAGGAAGAUGACAAGGAAUCUGAGAAAAAGGGCUUAAUUGAAAGAAUAUAUAUGGUACAGGAUAUUGUUUCAACAGUUCAAAACAUCUUGGAGGAAAUAGCUUCUUUUGGAGAAAGAAUUAAAAACACAUUUAACUGGACGGUCCCAUUCCUUUCAUUCCUGGCCUGUGUGAUCCUGGCGGUCGCCACCAUCACGUUGUAUUUCAUUCCACUUCGGUACAUCGUUUUAAUCUGGGGCAUAAAUAAAUUCACUAAGAAGCUUCGAAAUCCCUAUGCCAUCGACAAUAAUGAACUACUAGACUUCCUCUCCAGGGUACCGUCGGAUGUUCAAAAGGUGCAGUACGCGGAGCUGAGGCUCUGCAGCAGCCAGAGCCCCCUUCGGAAGAAGCGCAGCGCUCCCUAGGACGCGCACCGACUGUAGACACCAGCGCCUGACUCUGGGUUUGGGUGAUUGGACCAAUAUACCGUUCUUUCAGUGAUACCCGGGGUGUUCUUCUGAAAUGCCACGUGUACCACGCUGUUGCGUAGCACCCUCUCUGUACCCUACCCCCAUCUUCAAGCGCACAGAUGCACACACGCACACACACGUGCACAGGUGUCCUAAUUGUGCAGCGGGUCGGCCCAGCCAAAGAAGACAAUCCAAAGACUGUGAACAACUAAUACCCCUUGUCCUAUAGGAGACCAGGCAAAGAUGCUGUGGGUCUGAACACCCUCCUUGAGAACAGCCCGGAGACCACUUGGAUUCCAGAGUGACUUUGAACUUGUUUUCACAUCUCCAGCAGAUUCUCAUUAAGAUUCACUCAUUUUGAUUCCCCACCUCCACACUCCUUUCAGGUUAUUGUACAUGUGAGUCCAUUUUUUUUUUUUUAUGAGUUGACAAGUCUUUGAUAGCUAUCGUUUACCCAAAUAAUGUAUAUUAUAAACAGAUUUUUAACUAAUUACCAGGAUAAGCCUGAAUUUUUGAGAAUUGUUCAGCUGUGAUUAUGGAAGACCUGCAUAAAAUUUCGGUAAAGAUGUCGGUGCUGGAUGCCAGCCAACCGGCGUGGCAUUGCUGGCAGUGGAUGGCCCGGGAAGGUCCAAAGGGAACGCUCAUCUGAAAAGUGAAGGUUUCGUGGAAGUAUUUGGUGGCCUUCAAACUACAUUUCUUCCCAGUUUACUUUUUGCUUAUUUCCAUAAUAAAAUAUCAAUACUAUAGCUCCAGAAAGCGGGAGGGAAUGAAUGAAUGAAUUCUGAGACUACUUAGAAAGGUCAGGACCGAGGAGCAAGGAACGAAUACAGGUGGCUGCUUACCUCAUUGUCAUAAUCACCCUAUUCCACUGCUUUUUUGAAGCAGAAAGUGAAAAUACUUCAGCAGUCCAAACGGAUCUUUUGUUCCUCUUUUGGGCACAUAAGCUACCCAUAAUAAAAAUAUAUCUCUGAGCCCCAUUCCUAGAAAAGUAACACCUCACAGUCUUCCUUUGAGAGUAUCUGAUUUCUUCAGACCCACCAUUUCACAGUAACACCACCAACCCCAAGUAAAAAAAUCCCAAUUUUGUGCACAUCUAUGACAUAUGCAGAUUUCUUUCUAUUCAAAUGACAUGUAAGUUGUAAAGACUAAUUUGUUGUUACAUACUUUGGAUGUGCAUAUAUAUAUAUACAUAUAUA